This is a messenger RNA of Populus nigra (black poplar), 1437 nucleotides long. RefSeq names its product peroxisomal nicotinamide adenine dinucleotide carrier. Bases 221 to 1243 code for a protein of 340 amino acids. Gene Ontology annotation, biological process: nucleotide transport; transmembrane transport. The transcript is spliced from 11 exons. Lineage: Eukaryota; Viridiplantae; Streptophyta; Magnoliopsida; Malpighiales; Salicaceae. The record is from RefSeq and is a predicted model, not a curated record.
UUAAUAAAACAUGUGUUGUUUUUGAUAGCGAGGGCCACCCCGUCAAGUAUGUGUGAGAUGCUCCUCCGCUACAGCCAAGGUCAAAGAUUACUGGGUUGUUUUUAACAAAUAUCUCUCUCUUACGCGUACCCACGCUCUCUAUCUCCUUAAAUUCGGAUCUCUCUUUGUGUCUUUCCUUUUCCUUCCUCUACCCUCUCCCGGGGAACUAAGGAAAUUUGACAUGUCGGACGCCUUGAUCAAUGGACUCGCCGGAGCUGGCGGUGGGAUCAUAGCUCAGCUUAUCACUUAUCCUCUUCAAAGUGUAAAUACUCGGCAACAAACGGAGCGUGAUGUGAAAAAGGCGAAGAGGAAGCAUGGAACCCUUGAGCAAAUGUGUCAGGUAGUUAAGAACGAAGGAUGGGGACGAUUGUAUAGCGGAUUAGCGCCAUCGAUUGUAGGUACAGCUUGUUCUCAGGGUGUUUACUAUUAUUUCUAUAAAAUAUUCAGGGAUAGAGCUGAAGCUAUAGCUCGUGAAAAUAAGAGGAAUGGAAUUGGUGAUGGAUCAGUUGGGAUGUUAUCAUCGCUUAUGGUGGCUGCCUUAGCUGGGUGUACAAAUGUGCUGUUGACGAACCCCAUAUGGGUAGUUGUUACACGUAUGCAGACUCAUUCGAAGAACUCAAAUAAGUCUCAGCCAGGUCACUCAUCCAUUGCCCCAGAUGAAAAAGCAUUAGAUCCAAUAGAGUGUCCUCCUUAUGGAACUGGCCAUGCGAUUCAAGAACUCUAUGAUGAAGCUGGAAUUCAGGGCUUUUGGAAAGGUGUAUUCCCAACAUUAAUCAUGGUCAGCAACCCUUCAAUGCAAUUCAUGUUGUAUGAAACCAUGUUGAAGAAGCUGAAGAAAAAGCGUGCCUUGGUUAAGCAGGGUGACACUGGAGUCACUGCUUUGGAGAUAUUUCUUCUUGGAGCUUUAGCAAAGCUUGGAGCUACUGUUGUAACAUAUCCUCUUCUAGUGGUAAAGUCAAGGCUUCAAGCAAAGCAAACUACAACUGGAGACAAAAGACAUCAUUAUGAAGGUACAUUGGAUGCGAUCCUCAAGAUGAUUCGCUAUGAAGGGCUCCAUGGGUUUUAUAAAGGCAUGAGCACGAAAAUUGUACAAAGUGUUCUUGCAGCUGCUGUUCUGUUCAUGAUCAAGGAAGAACUUGUCAGGGGUGCUCGAAUGUUGCUCACAAAGGGUGGCACUAGUACAGGGAGAACAAGGGCUGCCUGAUUGGAGCUUUGUCAUUGCAUCUCCGCUUCUGAUUAUGUGGUCGGUGCUAGCAUUAUUAGGCUCUGACUUCGAAAUAAGAAAGAUUUACGGAGUAAUAGUGCCAAGGUACUCAAUUGAUUAUUUGGAAACUUAUUCAAAUUCAGGUAAUUUAUACCACAAGCGGCGAAGCUUAAUGCUGCUUGCUUUACCCAGAA